GUCCUCCCGUGCGGCAGGUGGCGCUGUGAGCCGGUCACGCCACCUAUUGUUUUGAAAAGUUUUGUUCACACGCCCGCGUUGAGACGUGCGAUCGUAAAGUGCAUUGAGAAGUAUAAUGCAUUUUAUUCACACGUUCUUCAUAAUAUUCUUGAGAGGAAAGCAAUUCGUAAAGCAGUGAGCUAUGGAUGAUCUAGAGGCUGAGCUCAAUAUCGCACAUGAUGCUCCAGAGGAUGACAGCACAAGUCAGGAACGGCUUCAAAUGCCUGUUUACAUCCAGUAUCAGACGAACGAGAAAGGUGUACCCUCAGCGACGAGCUUUCUCAAGACGAACAGAAAGUGUCUAAAGCAGAUCAGAGAUGCGAUGCUGCUUCAUAACUGGCAGGAGGCUUCGGUAUAUUACAACAAUUACAUUCAGACACUGGAGGCCAUGAGUUACACAAAAAUACAUCCAACGACUUUUGAGAUCACGUGGAGAAUAGGCACAGAAAUUCUGCGUCAUCUCCCUAACUCCAACGCUGAAGAUUUCAGCGCUGUAAAUGAACAGUUGAAAUACAAUGGAGUUACAGACUUCUCGAAGAUCUGUUUGGAGCAUAGCUUUCAUCUCCUGCUGAACGGGCAGAUGGAUGAAGCCAAGCGGCAGUUGUCCAUCAGACAGAGCUGGAGACGUGGCAAUAUCUCGAUCGCUCAGGGCGACACCAAAAAACUCAUCCAAGCCUACUGCGGUUUCCUAGAUUACUUGAUCUGGUGUAAGAAGAAGUCCUCUGUUCCUGGAACCGAUGAGGCGAGCAGUAACCAUGAGAUACACAGCUGCUUCAGACAAGCUUCUGUGACCCUGAAGGAAAUCAUCAGUCAGCCUGGAAUCUGGGACCCGUUUGUGUUGAGUUACAUUGAUAUGCUGGAGUUUUACAACGAUGAGGACGGCGCUCUGGAGAUUCUGGAGAAUUACGCUUACAACAAGGAUUUCCCAAUCAAUCCCAACGCUCAUGUGUACCUGUACCAUUUCCUCAAGAGACACAAUGCCCCAGAAGCCAAACUCAUCGGUUCAUUAAUGGUUCUGCGCACUUUAGUCCCGAGUCAUGAACUGAUGCUGGAGCUCUGCUCUCUCCUGCUGCGCACCAGUCAAAUGAGUGAUCUAGAAGAUGCUUUCUCCAUUUCAAUGGACCUUCUGGAGUUUUCCAGUUGGAAAUGUGACAUAAAGGCUUGGUCCUGUCUUCUGAAUAUCAUGAAGAUACUCAAACAGAAAAAAUGCAAGGAGACUAUAAAAAAGGAAUGGAAAUCCAGGCGACCGCUGUGGUUCCCCUUACACUUCAGAAGCUAUAUCUCCAAGAAGGACAUUGUCGAGAACAUCAGCCUUGUGAAGGUCAAGAGAGAAGUUUUGAAGAUAGUAGGCGAAUACUCUUCAGUAUACAAUAAAAUGGCUUUGGAAUUUGAGAUAAAGUUUGGAAGUGUAACAGAGGAAUACACACUCAGGAAGAACAAAAAGAUGGAGAAGGUAAAGAAGAUGAUGGAAAAGGAGAAGAAAAAGAGGGAGAAGGAAAAGAUGAAGAUGGAGAAGGAAAAGGAAAAGAUGGAGAGGGAAAAGUUGAAGAUGGAGAAGAAAAAGUUGAAGAUGGAGAAGAGAAAGUUGAAGAUGGAGAAGAAAAAGAUGGAGAAGGAAAAGAUGGAGAAGGAAAAGAUGAAGAUGGUGAAGGAAAAGUUGAAGUUGAAGAAGGUGAAGAAAAAGAUGAAGAAGACUAAGAAGUCUAAAUACAAUUUAUAAUAAAUGUGUAAAAUAGAGAUUUUUUUUAGAUUUGUUUCACUUGUCCAUGUAUGACACAAGACUCUUUGUUUACAUCAGGGGUCAGCAACCUUUUUGUCACGAAGUGCCAUUCUUUUAAGAGUUAAUCAGUGCGUCACAUGCGCGCGCCAUAGGUGCCGACCCCUGCUUGAUAUACUGAGUAUCUGCUCAUGUUGAGCUUCACUUUAAAUUAAAAUAAUGGAAAUGCAA
Molecule: messenger RNA, 1987 nt
Organism: Ctenopharyngodon idella (grass carp)
Lineage: Eukaryota; Metazoa; Chordata; Actinopteri; Cypriniformes; Xenocyprididae
Product: TATA box-binding protein-associated factor RNA polymerase I subunit A-like
Exons: 10
Coding region: 182-1759 (525 amino acids)
Biological process (GO): transcription by RNA polymerase I
Cellular component (GO): RNA polymerase I transcription regulator complex
Source: RefSeq, a predicted model, not a curated record